AUGGAGGCCCACAAUGCGUCGCCCGUCAACUUCACCCUGCCGCCCAACUUUGACAAGCGCCCCACCGACCUGGCGCUCAGCAUCAUCCUGGUGCUCAUGCUGCUCAUCAUCAUGCUCUCGCUGGGCUGCACCGUGGAAUUCAGCAAGAUCAAGGCUCACCUCUGGAAGCCUAAAGGGCUGGCCAUCACCCUGGUGGCACCGUAUGGCAUCAUGCCCCUCACUGCCUUUGCACUGGGCAAGAUCUUCCGGUUGACCAACAUCAAGGCACUGGCCAUCCUGGUCUGUGGCUGCUCACCUGGGGGGAACCUGUCCAAUGUCUUCAGUCUGGCCAUGGAGGGAGACAUGAACCUCAGGUCUUUCAUAUUUCCUUCCACCUCCAAUCCCCACCUCUCUAUUCCUCCCUAUUCCCCACCCUUUUAUUGCUUUUUCUUCUUGUCUCAUGCCAUGGAAGGGAUGCUAAUCACUGCCACGUUCAGUGGGGCCAUCAUCACCCUUUCUGCCAUCAAUGUGGGCAAGAGCAUCAUGUUUGCCAUGACACCAACCUUGCUGGCCACCUCCUUCCUGAUGCCCCUUAGUGGCUUCCUGCUGGGCUACCUUCUCUCUGCUCUCUUCUGCCUCAAUGGACGGUGCAGACGCACCAUCAGCAUGGAGACCGGAUGCCAAAAUAUUCAACUCUGUGCCACCCUCCUCAAUGUGACCUUUCCCCCUUAAAUCAUUGGACCACUUUUCUUUUUUCCUCUCCUCCUCACGAUUUUCCAGCUUGGAGAAGGGCUUCUCCUCAUUGCCAUCUUUUGUUGCCAUGAGAAAAUCAAGACUCCCAAGGAGAAAACAAAGAUGUACACAGCUACCAAAACUGAAGAACUCAGGAGCUCUGAGAAAAACGGCACCCACAAAAAAGAGUGCUCCCCUUGCACAUGCUACUCCUCCUCCUCCUAA
Molecule: messenger RNA, 936 nt
Organism: Lemur catta (Ring-tailed lemur)
Lineage: Eukaryota; Metazoa; Chordata; Mammalia; Primates; Lemuridae
Gene: SLC10A1
Product: solute carrier family 10 member 1
Biological process (GO): bile acid and bile salt transport
Cellular component (GO): membrane
Molecular function (GO): bile acid:sodium symporter activity
Source: RefSeq, a predicted model, not a curated record